GCGGCAGUUAGUGUGUUCCCGUACGGUAAGAGUGUUACAGAGAGAUAAUGGUAUUCUGGGCGAAAAAACUGUAACUUGACCAUUUUUCGGGCACAUCCUGUAUUUUGACAGCUUCGUCAAUUUGAACGAUGUUCGUUCCUUUCUUGAAUACGGCUUUACAGUCUAGAAUACGGUUUUUUUAUUAAUAUUGUAUUUUCUCAAAGGACCAUAUUCCAGACAAAAUACCGUAUUGGCCUGUCAACACCAUAUUGGCCGGCCAUGUCUUCGCUCAACAGCAAAAUGGCCCAGUCAACAGUAUGUUGGCUGUGCGCAUACAAUGUUGGUUCAUGUUCGCCAGGCUCGCGCCUACGCUGCCCACGCCCUGCCCGCGCCAAGCCCACGCUCCUGCCCUGGCCUAUAUAGCUUCACUUUUUUCCCCGUCGGUCGCGCGCGCCCGUAAUUGCGAAUGUUAUUGUGGUUUGUCCGUGAAUUGUAAUGCUUCGUGGAUUGUAUAUAAUGCCUUGAGGUCGUGAGCUCAAUUCGCAUUUGUGUCAAGUCUUUUAUGUGAAUUCUUUUCGAAAAAGGAAGGCACUCCAAGUCCUACGCCACGGACUGGUUGUAAUUCCAGUACGGGGCUAAGAAAGGGAGCGCCUUCCUUUUCAAUGACCUUUUUGGUAGUCAGAACUAUAUUCGGUUGAACAUAUUCGGUUGAGUUCACGUUGAACGAC
Molecule: messenger RNA, 707 nt
Organism: Lasiosphaeria miniovina
Lineage: Eukaryota; Fungi; Ascomycota; Sordariomycetes; Sordariales; Lasiosphaeriaceae
Exons: 1
Coding region: 297-512 (71 amino acids)
Source: RefSeq, a predicted model, not a curated record